GGGGCGCUGUGCGGGGCCGGCGCUCAGAGCCCGGCAUCGGCCUGGAGCAGCCGGGCGCGGCCCGCCCCUUCCUCUGCGCCGCGCCGGGAGCCGGGAGCCGGGAUCCGCCGCUGCGCUCCGCCAUGCCGAAACACGAGUUCUUUGUGGACAUGACCUGUGAAGGCUGCUCCAAUGCAGUCACCCGUGUCCUGCAGAGGCUGGGAGGUGUCCAGUUUGAUAUUGACCUGCCCAACAAGAAGGUGUGCAUCGACUCAGAGCAUAACGUUGACACCCUACUGGAAACCCUAAAGAAGACUGGAAAGAACACUUCCUAUAUUGGGGAGAAGUCCGCGUAGUAGCCUUGCCUGGUGUGAGGAGGCUAGGAACUCAAACAUGACUUCAGCAAAAAGAUGGCUUAACCUUUUGCAUAUCUCCCAACUUGCUCUGAUGUUUGACCUUUACUACCCUGCCAGAUGCUGGAAGGCAGAAGGCUGGCAGGAGAAGACAGCUGCAUCUUGGACUUUAUACCUGGAGAACUCCAGGGGAGGUUAUAUGCUGCUUCUAGUCCCACAGUAAAUUGAGGUGCUUCUUCUGUUUUUUCAGUGCA
Pezoporus flaviventris is the source of this 586-nucleotide messenger RNA. RefSeq names its product antioxidant 1 copper chaperone (gene ATOX1). Gene Ontology annotation, molecular function: copper chaperone activity; metal ion binding. Gene Ontology annotation, cellular component: cytosol. Gene Ontology annotation, biological process: copper ion transport. The coding region runs from base 123 to 335 and encodes 70 amino acids. The transcript is spliced from 4 exons. NCBI's taxonomy places the organism in Eukaryota, Metazoa, Chordata, Aves, Psittaciformes, Psittacidae. The record is from RefSeq and is a predicted model, not a curated record.